This is a messenger RNA of Artibeus jamaicensis (Jamaican fruit-eating bat), 1127 nucleotides long. RefSeq names its product cytokine like 1 (gene CYTL1). Gene Ontology annotation, biological process: positive regulation of transcription by RNA polymerase II. The record is from RefSeq and is a predicted model, not a curated record. Lineage: Eukaryota; Metazoa; Chordata; Mammalia; Chiroptera; Phyllostomidae.
AUCCAGCACCCCCCAGGCAGCCCCUCCUCUCACAAGGGGUCUGAAAGGAGCCAGUGUCCAGGUGGGCGUGCUCCAUGGCCUGGCUGGGCCCCACAGGAAAUGGAGGCCUGGAGGCCCACCCCCAAGCAGCUGCUUAAAGGGGCAGCUGCCUGGAGCUGCAGGAGGUCCCUCUGUACCAUGACGCCCUGGCUGCUCUCCCUGCUGCUGCUGCUCCUGGCGGGGCCCCCCACCGUGUGGCCCGCGCCCCCGACCUGCUACUCCAGGAUGCUGGGCCUGAGCCGGCAGAUCACCCGGGAUUUCCAGAGCCUGCAGGCCACUGAGCCCUCGGAGCCGUGUGUGCGGUACCUGCCCAGGCUGUACCUGGACAUACAUAACUACUGCGUGCUGGCCAAGCUGCGGGACUUCGUGGCAACCCCCCAGUGCUGGAGAGUGGCCCAGGUGGACGCCCUGAGGGAGAGAGUGCGGAAACUCUACACCAUCAUGAACUCGUUCUGCAGGAGGGACCUGGUGUUCCUGACCGACGACUGUGGCGCCUUGGAGUACCCAAUGCCGACCACCACGGCCCUGCCCGACCGUCACGGCUAAGGCGGCCCAGCCCGGAGCCGGGACCCGAGGGGAUGGGAUGAUGCCGGCAGCCCAGGGCAAUGGGCUGCAGCCUCGGUCCCCUCAGGUCUCCCUGUUUACUGUAGCAUCUCAAACUGUCACAUGUCUCCCCACCUUCUGGGAAGCAGGGCUUGCGCCCCGACCCCAGGACUCCCCUUGAGCACAGCUAGAGGCCUCGCUUCCAUCCCCCUUGGCUUGCCUCACCAGGACACUUAGGCUUAGACACUGGAGCCAGCAGGCUGAGCUGACCACUAAGAAAAGCGGACACCAGCUUCCCGCUUCCGAACGACGAGCUGGGGAACAACAAAGGCUGAGUGCCCAGUGCCCUUCGAAUGCAGCAGCCGCACUGCUUUCCUUUCCCGAUAGGAGCCGGCUUAGAUUUAACCCGACUUCUGCUCCCUGCCCUCCUCCACCACAACCUUCCCUAGAGUUACCUCUGGUUUUUAAGGAAACAUUACUGCCUGUAAGACCUAUUCGCAAGGUCCGUAAUUUCACAGCACCGAGACCACCCUUUCCCUGAAAGG